AUGGCGGGUCGUUACGGAUCGCAGGUCACGACGAUGACGGUGACUAAUACUCCAUCGGCAGAUCUAGCUUUCACUAACCUCGCUUACUGCUCCUCUUCCGAUCUCCGUCAAUUCUCCGUUCCCGGUUCCGAUCUCUUCCUCGCCAACGUCGCUGAUAGCUUCAUUCUUUCUCUUUGA
Messenger RNA from Arabis nemorensis, 177 nucleotides. The record is from the annotation of a GenBank genome assembly. Lineage: Eukaryota; Viridiplantae; Streptophyta; Magnoliopsida; Brassicales; Brassicaceae.